UCACAAUUAUUCAGAACCAAAUCCAUUUCUAAUUAAAUCCCUGUCCUGUCUCUGUGCGCUUUGCCAUCACAGGCUAGCCAGGUUUAGACAAUAAUCUCGGCUAUUGUGUCAUAUCUCUGGAAAAUGAACAGCGCUGCCUUUGAUCAGCUGAAGUGCAGUCAAAGGGGUGGAUCAACCUGAAAAACAAGCUUGCAUUAGAGUUACAACAUUAUGGCACUGCUGAAGUAGCCACAGUGACACUCUCAUCUCUUCUCCUCUCUUCUCUUUUGCAUGAUUUAAUCUGGAUUUGUUUUAUUACUUCUUUGCCCAUUCUUGACACAAAAUUGGAUUCUUCAACAGGUAUUUUUUUUCUGCAAACCCUGAUGGUUUUCUUCAAGAGCUGCCUAUUCAAACGGAUACAGCUUUCUGUCUACCGGCACAGUAAUACAGAGGCCUAGAGAUGCAAACCACUACUUCAUCAACCUCAGUGUCAACUUCUUCGAAUUCAACAACCAAAUCCACGGAGCAGCUACUUUAUCAGAGCUCAGGGGCCAUUACAGCAGCUAUUGUUAUUUUUAUCAUCAUUGUCUUCGCCAUAGUGGUGUUAAUACUGAAAACAUACAACAAGCAAACACGAAUGAAGAAUGAGCUUGCACCAAGGACCACCAAGAAGAUGUCAACCAGCAUUGCUAAAAGCAGUUCAGCCACUGGAAGUGUAGGCCAGAACAACAUUGCUAUGGGCAUCAUUGGGCAAAAUGGCUUUGUUUUAAACGGUGUGACUGAAAACAGCACAUAUCACACUUCUGGGAGCUUAUUUUCUAUACCACUACCAAAUGGAAAUGUCACAGAGCUGCCAAAUGGGAAUGUAACAGAAAACCGGUAACAGUCGGCUAUGGCCACUUGUUCAGGACUUCAAAGUGUGCCAUCAUCAUGCAUACUCAUUGCAGUAUAUCAGGUCCUGCUGCUUGCACAAGAGUAGAAACAAUGAAAGGAAGACAAUCAGCACUGCCUUUUUAUGAUAAAGCUAAGGACAAUGGACUAGACUCUGCAAUCACUACUAGUGAUUUAAAUAAAAAGAACAAUAAACAUGUCUUACUCUGUAUGAAUAAUGUAGAAAUAAUACAGUUUUGUAAAAGAACUGUGCAUUACUAAAUAUCUGUACCAGAUCCUUUGCACAAUGGACAGAGAAACAAAAAAAGAAAAUAUAUACAGCUAUUUUGAGAUGCCAUACUACACAAUGUCAAACUUGAAGUUGCUGAUCUUGUUACCAGAGAAUGACAGAUUAUAUGACUAGAAAUGAUAGCAUAUGCCAAAUUAAAUAACUGUGUGAUGACUUUCCAGCACAGUUUCCCAUUUCCAAAGUAUCGUAAGCUUGCCCCUUUUUCUGACAGCAAAUAGUGAUCUGCCUGACAGGGCCAAUGCCUGUCUUAAGGUUUUACAGGUAUGGUGAGUUCAUCUGCAACUUUUUUUUUCAUUCUGCCAUAGUACAUAAAAUGCACAUCAUCAGAGAGAUGAGUCUCUCUUCUGUUUGUCUGGUCCAAAACACCAGUAUUCCUCAUUGCUCUGUGUCACAUUAUAUGCCUUGUACCUCUGAGUGAGCGCCUCUAUACCUUAAGGCAUAAUCAAACCUAUCACUGGGUAUGUCAGACUACACUACACUGAAAAGAUUAUAUAAAUGAAGUCCGCAAAUGACAAAUACUAGAAAUGUCAUGUAAUGUGACAUGGCCUUUAGGAUGUGCUUUAUUUCCAUGAGAGUUUAAGGCACAGUUUAAAAAUGAAACUACUUUAGGUGAACGGUAAAUGAAACCAGGAUUUAAGCACUAUUAAAAGGGAUUUGUUUUAGAAGUGACCUGCAGCUGUAAUAUCUAAUGCAAAAAAUAAUGUACACAAAUUAAAAAAAGUUUAUAUUUGUUAUGAUGUAAACAUAUAACAAUUACUGAUGCUAAAACAAAUUUGAAUUCCUAAAAUUACUUUAGACCAAAAUUGCAAACUCAACUCUGCUCCAGUCAUAUACAAUGAAUAAUUUGUACCUGUCAAUAAACCAUUUGCUUAAAUAUAUACAGAUCAACUACUUCCAUGGUCUGUAUAUCCGUAAAGCUUUUCACUCGUAUAACUGAGGUGUGUAUGGUUUUAACCACUUUAAAACAGAAAAAAUGUAUUUAAGGGGAGACACCUCACUCUGCCUAGCUCAAUUAGUCAGCAUAAUUUCAGUAUCGCAUUGGAUUUUAAAACACCGAAGAACAGUUCAACAACAUUAGAUAUUUCAGAGAUGACUCCUACUAUAUAUCUUAAAAGUUGUUUACUUUCUGCUUCCAUUGGUGUCUUUUAAAAAGCAUAAUGCUUCAAAUUCUGCAGAGCAGACCAGGUGGGGAUAAUAAUAGAACGUGUUUAGUAAUCACACAGGGCACUUCAGCUAGAAUUAAGCUCCUUUAUGACUUUUAACCAGAGAGCCCAAAUGUCAUAGUCUCAGCAAGGCAAUCUAGUUCAAAAAUAUGAAAUGAGGAUUAAAAACGCUGCCAUUCUCAGAAGAAAGAGAGACAUUAUAAGCCAUGAUAUAAAAAUGCUUAACAAUAAUACACAGAUUAACAAGUAAUAUUUUGUACUGAUCUGUUAAGAAUUAUGAAAAAAGGUUAUCUUAAUGCGCAUAAAUUCUCUCAAUUACAAGACUGGAUGCAGAACAAGAAACAUGUUAAUCUGAGAUCUGGUAAAAACAAAGAAUCGCAUGGUUAGGCUGUUUUGAUUGCACAAGCAUACCAAAUCUGACUAAUUGGGAAAGGGUUUCAGAUAUAAACAUGAACUUGUAACAGAACAAUUGUGAUGUGAUGGGGCCAACUUUGCCAUUUUCCAUGGCUUUGAAAGUGUUGUCUUGGGUAAAACCAGCAUAUAAUGUACCACAGCCAUUACUUUAAGUUUAAAAUCUGCUUAGAAAAAUGAUAAAAUAAUUUGAGUGUUUUAUGCACUUACCAAAAAGCAUACUUAUUUUACUUUGAUCCUACUGGUGAAUGGGGCAAUUUUCUGAAUAAGCCCUUACUUUUGUCUCUGUUUAACACUGUUUUGUAACGUUGUCUACAAAAUUAAACCAUUUUUCAAUUGUCUGUGUUGUACAAAUAUCAAUUUUCAGUUAAUGACUAUUUUCUUCUAUCAUUUGAAAAGAAAAUUAAUACACUGUAUUUCUGAUCCAUAUCCACAGUGUGACUUUACCUGUAAAAUAUUGUAAGCCAUUGUUAAUAUAAAAAGCAAACUCAUUCCCUCUUUAAAGAAAAAUCAACUGUAACUGUUUUGCUGAAAGAAAGAAUUUAACACUUCAUAAUGGAAAUGACUGUGACAAGUUUCACUUUGACUAAGAGAUUUGUUUUUGAGCGAUCAUAUCUAGACUUAAAUCCUGACAGAUGGACAGGUACACGCAUCAUUUCAAAAGUAGACAAAUCAUGUUGAAGGAUGCUACAAGUUUUAAAUCUUGUACAUAUUCAAAGUAAAAAAAACUACAAUAAUUUAUUAGUAAUUAGCUUCCUCUCCCAUCCAAAAGAUUUUUUGGAUUAGCCAUGAAUAAUCAUGUUUGAAAAAGAAUGAAUGAAUGAAUAUUCCCUUAGGUUUGAACACCUUGGACUAUUUAUUGUUUUAACCUAUAUAAAAACAUUUAUGUGUGACUGAUUACUAUGAUAGAUUAUCAGGAAAGGACUGCUUUUGAUUUGUGUCACUUGCUUCUAAAAGUAAGCAAAAAGCAUUAUUCAUACUGCCAUUUCGAUUUCUUGGUAUUCAAAUCCCCAUUUUCAUUUCUAUUUAAUGUUUCUGUUGUCACACCAAUUGUAAAACUACUGUAUCAACCAAUGCUUCCUUCACAUAUUACAUGCCUACAAGAUCAUGGUGAGAAAAACUACUGAAAUUCAUUUUGACAAGUUGCAGAAUUCAAGAAAUAAAAACCUAUGCUUAACUUACGAUUCAUUAAAAUAAGCCCCAAAUCUCAUGUCAACAGUGAAAUUUGUGUCAAAUAUACUUCCUGGGCCACUUUGGAUUAUAUAAAGGCAUACACAUGGUAUUCAAAAUGUAAAAUUGGCUUAAAUCAAUUUUAAAAUUAACUUGAAAGAAUACAGUUGAACAGAAUUCACUUCAGUAUGGAGCUUAAAUAAGUCCUCUCCUGCAAAUAAAUUGCUGGAAAAAAAAUA
Polypterus senegalus (gray bichir) is the source of this 4142-nucleotide messenger RNA. It is a transcript of the gene ncmap, whose product is annotated as non-compact myelin associated protein. The coding region runs from base 440 to 862 and encodes 140 amino acids. The transcript is spliced from 4 exons. Gene Ontology annotation, cellular component: Schmidt-Lanterman incisure; plasma membrane; paranode region of axon. The record is from RefSeq and is a predicted model, not a curated record. NCBI's taxonomy places the organism in Eukaryota, Metazoa, Chordata, Cladistia, Polypteriformes, Polypteridae. Gene Ontology annotation, biological process: regulation of myelination. Gene Ontology annotation, molecular function: structural constituent of myelin sheath.